UAUUGUGCUGUUAAUUGGUCAAUUAAAUACCAAUGUCUUGUGGUCAUCACUUUCUUUUACAUGUAGUGAAAAAUCACCUAAAGAUGAAGGAAAUUUGUAAUUAGAAGACAAAGGGAAUGUUUCUCUCAUUCUGUCCUGAGAGAAUGUACAGUGCAUACUUGAAUUAGAUUUGACUGAAGACGGAAGUCAGUUCCUCUACAUUGGUGAAAGAUCUAUUUCAAAUUUAAGCAUUAUUUUGCUACAAACAUCAAGAACUACAAUUAAACAUGGUGGUGAUCAAGCCAAAAAUGGCUGAUGGGGAAGGGGAUUUGAAGAUAAAACAGUCGAUAUACUCCGGCUACACAACGGUACCUGAACUCCCUCCAAAGGUUGUCAGGAUAUUUGUCAGCUCUACCUUUGUUGAUGCUGAAGCGGAGAGGAAUGUGUUGUUGAAUGAAGUAUACCCGACUGUUUGGUGGUGGUGUAAGAACAAUGAUCUUGACUUCCAGCUGGUUGAUAUGCGAUGGGGUGUCCGGGAUGAAGCAUCCACUGAUCACACUACCUCCCAGAUCUGUCUCAGGGAGAUACAGAAAUGCCAGAAUGUCUCGAUGGGGCCAAACUUUCUGUUCAUCCUUGGUCAGCGUUAUGGCUAUCGUCCCAUACCAGCCACUAUCCCUGCUAGCAUGUACGGUAUUCUCAGUGAACAUGUCACCAAUGGGGAUCACAUCAAUCUUCUCUCAUCGUGGUAUCUACGGGAUGAUAACACGGUUCCUCCCGUCUAUGUUCUUCAACCGAUCAUGGAGCAGGUCAGGAAGCAGUGGUCAACCAUCUCCGAUCAGCUCGUCGGUGUACUCAGGAGAGCGGCUUCCGAUGCCGGGAAGGCUGGACAGAUCACUGAGGCUGAGAAGCAAACAUUUUUUAUGUCUGUGACUGAGCAAGAAGUGAGAGAGGCACUUGAUUCCAAGAAUCCUGAUGACCACUGUGUAGGGGUAUUGAGAACGAUCACAGAUCUGGAGGAGCAUCUUGGAAAAACAAAUACCAGCAAGUUCUGUGAUUUAGAUAGUGAGAACAAGGUGCAGGAGGAUGCUAAGAAACUUCUAGGAGAUCUCAAAGACCAAUAUGCAACAAAACGCUUGAAUGAGCAGAACGUUCACCAGUUCAAUGUAAAGUGGUCUCCCAAGGGUGUUGACCCCUCUCGUUCAGAUCAUAGAACCUACCUUGAUCAAUUCUCUAAUGCUGUUACAAACAAUACCAUCAACCUCAUCAAGAAUGCCAAGACAAAGUACACCCACUAUGAACUAAGUAAAGAUGAACUCUUCAUAGAAGUCUGUAACCAUGCUGAAUUCUGCCGUUCCAAGUGCAUCAACUUUCACGGCUGUGAGGACAUCAUCCAUGCCAUCUUCGAGAAAAUCAAAGAUGAGAAGUUCAGGAAGCCCAUUGCGAUCCAUGGUCCAUCCGGAAGUGGGAAGACAUCCAUCAUGGCUAUGGUACAGGAGAAUGCUCAGAAGCAUCUUGGACAUCCUUGUGUGGUGGUGUCCAGGUUUCUUGGUACUACCUCUCAAAGCUCAACCAUUAUCAAUGUCAUCCUCUCCAUAGCAAAGCAGAUAUGCUCUGCUUAUCAAAUCUAUGACAGCAGUGAGCUUAUUGAGAGGAGGCCAAAGGAACUUUUCCCAUAUUUUCAUUCACUUUUGGAGAAAGUCUCUACUACCUGUGACAGACACCUGAUCAUUAUGCUUGAUUCUCUAGACCAGCUUGAAAGUGCCCAUAGCGCUCAUAGAUGUCUAUGGCUACCAAGAAACCUUCCUCCAAAAGUCAGUGUAGUGGUGUCCACUCUUCCUGACAUGUAUGGCAUUCUUCCCAAGCUGAGGCAGCUGCUGGGCAAUGAAGAAUGUUUCCUGUCUGUGGAAGCCCUCUCAGAAGGAACUGGAGAUGAGAUCAUGCACACGUGGAUGCAGGGUAUUGGAAGAGCUGUGACAGAAGAACAGAAGAAUAUCCUUAAGAAAGCAUUCCUGAAGUGUCCUCAGCCUCUCUUCUUGAAGCUCCUGUUUGAAGAGGCACGUCGAUGGAAGUCUUAUACUGAGGUCAAGGAAGAGGACUUGGCUGUCACUGUCAGGGAAGCUAUAUGGAAACUCUUUGAGCGACUUGAGAGGCAGUUUGGCUAUAAGCUGGUAUCCCAUGCACUUGGUUACAUUACUGCUGCUAGGAGUGGAUUAUCCCAUGCUGAACUGGAAGACAUUCUGUCUAUCGAUGAUGAGGUGUUGGAUGAAAUUUACCAGUACUGGUCCCCCGUGGAUCCUACCACCGUACGCAUUCCAUCCCUGCUCUGGACAAGGCUUAAAUACGAGCUUGAGGAAUACCUUGUUGAAAGACAAGCUGAUGGAAGGGCUGUCAUGGUCCUCUAUCACAGACAAUUCAAAGAAGCAGCCUUUGCCAGAUAUCUGAAUGAUCCUGAAAUAGCAAGACAACGCUACCAAGUUUUAGCUGAUUUCUUUGAGGCUCGAUGGAGUGAUAAGCCAAAGACCCUGGUAUUGACGCAGAGACAUGAGACCUUACAAGCGUAUCGUAAAGUGGCCUCUCAACCUCUCAGAUUUGAUAAGGAAUUUAACCAGAGGAAGAUCAGUGAGCUCCCGUACAGUCUACUCUUUGCCAAAGAUAUCCCAAGGUUUGUUGAGAGCACUUUUGGUAACUUUGAGUUCAUCCUCACAUCCAUGCUAGCCAACUCAACUCAAUAUGUGAUUGAAGAGUUGUCCUGGGCCCUCACAUAUCCCAGCAUCCUUGGAUCUGAGGUUUGCACUCAGCUUGGACUCCUACAAGACACACUCAGACUUGCCAAACCUACUCUAGAGUUUAAGAACAACACCCAGCCUGUAGCCAUCGAGCUUCUUGGACGAUUGAGCUACUUUGAAGGGCAGUACCCUGAUCUGAUUGGUCGAGUGAUAGCGGGAUGUAGAACAUGGUGUCAGGAUACUAACAAGCUUCUUCUCAUACCUCAGAUGAGCUUCUUCCCUACCCCUGGAGGACCAAUGCGCACCACUCUCAUUGGGCAUCAUGGUGACAUCUGUGAUCUGUCAAUAAGUGAUGAUGGUCGUUAUCUGGCAACAUCAGAUACAGAGGGAGCUGUGUACAUUUGGGAGCUAGGCUUAGAUGAAUUGCUCUACUCUAUGAAAGAUAUUCAAGGCAAGCCUGUGAGUCAUGUGACCUUCUCACAUGACAACCGAUGGUUUGUGGGAUACAUCAAGGAGUCUAGAGCCAUUCAGGUGUGGAACAUGCAGAGUGGUGAUCCUUCUUCAAGGAUUGUCAUUGACAGUAAGACUGAUGAUCCAGGCAAGAGAGAUGAUCACCAGACUUGCAUCAUCUUGCCCAAGACCUCUGAGACCAUUGUGUUUGGUGCAGCAAAGGAAGUCAAGAUAUACCUUAUCCAGUCUGGUGCCCUGCAACACACCAUCAGUGUACCCAGUGGUGACAUCAAGGGACUUUGUUUGUCUUCAAAUGACCAGUACCUACACAUUAUUACACAGAAUGGUCACUACCUCACUCAUAGCAUGAUGACCUAUGAACUGCUCUUUGACCUUCGCCCUCAUGAAGGUCAAGUUAACUGCAUUACAAAUACGCAGCUUGGACAUGUAGCAAUUGGAUAUGUUGAUGGAACGUUUUGCUUAAUUCAACCAGAUGAGAACAAAAAUAGCAAGGGAGUUGUGGCUUUUACAGAAACGGUGUUUGAACAAAAGCCAGUAGCCGGUCUGUGCAUCAAAGAAGAUUUGAGCUUGUUGAUAGUAGCGGCUGAUGAUAACAUCUAUGUCUGGGACUACAUGAAGAAGUUUUUACAGAGUACAUUAGAAGGUCAUGAAGAGUCUAUUGAGAACAUUGAGGUCGCAACUGAGAGCAGCCUUCUAGUAUCUGGAGGUUAUGAUGACAUCAUCAUAGUGUGGGACUUGAUCAGUGGGACCAAGGUUCAAAUCUUAGAUGGCCAACAAAGUGAUAUCUCUCUCCUCAAACGACACAAUAACCAACUUGCAUCUGCAUCCUUCAACACUCCUUACAUCAAGCUAUGGGACAUCUCUCCUCAAUACCUGUCACAACACCAUCAUAAGUUUAUUGAUAAGAAAGACAUAGCAGCAAUAACUAAAGAUCUUCAGUAUGUGGUUCAUCAGCAGUUCCCGGAGAAACCUAUGAUUAGCGUCUGGGAGAGUGAUGCUAUGAAAAGUGUGCAUUUAAAGAUGAGAGAAGAUGAAACAAGCAGGGUUACCUGCUUUGCAACAACUGACGCUUCCCUAACUGCGAUCGUAGGAUGCUCAGAUGGAUGUGUAGUUAUUGCAGAUCUGAGACAUAAGAAGGUCUUGAACGUCCUUCCAGGAGACAAAAUUGCAGUUGCUUCCAUAGCGGUCCGUCCAGAUGAACGAUACAUAGCAGUUGCGUAUGCAGAUGAUACGGUCCGGGUAAUAAACAUUCAAUCUCUGAAGACUCAGCGGCAGUUCAACCUUGAUGUUAAAGGCAACAUCUCCAACAUCUGCCUGACCUUGAUGGACAUUCUGGUGGUAGCAAGUGAUGCAGGACUUGUCUAUGUGAAAUUGACAUCAUCCAGUGAUCUUGUGAAGCUAGAAGGGAACCAGAGUCCUAUCAAUUGUCUAGGAGUUAGUCCUGAUGAACGCCAUGUGGCUUGCGGAAUGGAAGGUGCCAACGCACUUGUCUGGGAUCUUCAGAUGACCAGAGUGGAUUUGCAAAUCAGGGCCAAGUCUGUCCAGCACCUUUGCUUCACCAAAGACAAUGAAUACCUUGCAACAACAUCUAAUGACAAGAAAGUAUGCUUGUGGCGACGUAGCAAUGGGAAUCAACUUCUUGACAUCUACAUCUACUCCAACCUGUCCUGUCUUGCAGCUAUAGAGGGCGCUCUGAUAGGAACUACACAGAUUGGUCAAGUGGUUGCCAUGGAAAUCAAGGAUCGGAAAAAGCAAGCAUUGAAGAGGCAGACCUCCAGGACAUGUGCCAUACUGUAAGCGUUGUGAGUUCUGAAUUAGACUAGAAAUAGAAAUAUCACUCAGGAUGGUAAGUAAAAAUAUCACCAAGGGUGAUGAAUUCCCUUCCCCUGAAGUGCAUGCUCCAUUUUAUAAGCAUUGCGCAAGAAGUGAGGAAGUAGUUUAAUGUGCAACAUUUUACUGGUAUCUUGUAGUAAUAGGCUGAAGCAGUUCAAAUAGAUUACCUUGCGUAUCUUCACCAACCCAUGUAUGCCAUAUUUCAUGGACCUUGCAUGACAAAUGAAGAAGGAUUUCAAGCCGCAAGAUUCGAAAUGGGCCAACCACCUGAAAACCUACUGAUUCCUAUGCACACAUACCCUUCAUUUGGCAGGGGUAUAAUGGCUGAAAUAUUGGGUACUCCUUGCAAUAGAUUGUUACCAUCAUUCAUGGCUCAAAAUUCCUCAACUUUUCAAAAAUGUUGAGAAAUGAUGAUUCACUCAUUUCAGAAUGAACUGAAAAUAAUAUACUGAUCUAACCAAAUAUACAUUUUAUAUUUAAUUUGUGUUGUAUAUCAAGUUUCCAUGUUUUUGUAUAUUUGUUGCAAACCCUUAAUGAUAAUGAAAUAUGCAAUCGAAAUAAAAAGUGUAAAUGUGUGUAUGUAUUUUGCAAGGGAUGAACAAAUACUUAUAUUUUUUCAGUACUGUCAAAUUUGUCACAGGGUUUUCUGGAUGGCAUUAUUGACUUUUCUUAAUCUUCAUAUGUAUACACCAUACUUACUUUUUGUAUUGUUGUAUUGUAUAAAGCUGUUUCUUAAUGUGUUUGUUCAGCUAAGAAUAUGCAAUUACCAACUUGAAUUAAUAUAUUUUAUAAAGAGUAUGCAAUUACUACAAGUAUUCUGAUAUCAUCUGAAUAAAUGGUAUGAUGAUGUAUUUUUUCACAAAUUUAAGAUUGAUCAAAAUCGUUCUCAACUACGGCAACCCAUGAAUACCAUUGGUUACUCUGGGUAAUAACAACAUUGGUCUCAUGUGAACUGCAUGUUCUAGCACAGUGAAAAAUGUGAAUAAAGACCCCUCAAAGAAGACAAUAUAAUUGGUCCUGAUAUGCUUGGCAGUGGUUUCACGUACAGCUCCUUUUGUGCAUGCUCAUGUGAUAAAUCAAUCCAGUGGAGUAUGAAAUUGAAUGGAGGUCCUGACAGACAGAUGAUCGCAAAUAUAGAUUUAACUGGAGUGCAUUUAGCACAUCCCUGGAGAAACCAGCAGUGAAAAUGAAAAGGACAAUGGCAUUUGUGGCAUGCCAUAGUUGAGACCAAAUUCAAUCACUCUUGAAUUGAUAUAUCCCAUAGUCUCAGCACAAUGACAAAAGGGAAAGAAGCAACAAAGCAACCAAAUUUCUAAUUUUCAUGUUUUGCCUUAUGUGCCUUUCUACUGAGCCAAAUAAACACAUCAUACUAAGAAGUGCAUUAGGCAGACAAAGCCAGCAUGGUAUUACAUUGUCAUCAGUGUAGAAAAUACAAUAUAUUUUGUUCUUUUAUAAAAACUUUACAUUUUCCUAUCCAUUUGCCAUACUCAUGCAUGAUAUGUACAACUUUGGUUAAUCUUAAUAUCUGUGAAAAGCCAUCAUGUAUGUGAUUUCAUUGUGAAAGUUAUUAAAGGGUAACAUCACUGCCCGCUAGUGCCUAACUGCUAUUGCAAUAUUUAAACCAUGUUCUUUCAAUUUCAAAGGCAUUCCAAAUUCAAUAUCAGAACUAGUGAUGUUUUUGUUCCAUGUAUUUUUUGUAAUGUGCUUAUAUGUACAAAACACUACAAAGAUUAUGCAAUAUUGUGAGCUUUUUUAUGAACAUUGGAGUUUGCCAUAUUCGUUUCUAAUAAAAAGUGUGAUGUAGGUAGAUAUCUAUAAGCUGCUCAGCAUGAAAUUGUGAUACCCUUUGUCUUCUCUGUUACAUGUAAGACACAUAAAGACAGAAGUACAUAAGACAUGAGAGUCCAUUCAUUUCACAUGAUUAUUUUAAUUUCAAAAUCUAUCCCUUGUUUUUGUAUAGAUUUUGUUUUUAAAUAAAAUUUAUUUUUUUGCAAAAUUUGAAAUUGGCAUAUGUAAUGAAAUUAAAAUUCAAUUUUACAAUUUGAAAUGUAAUUGUCUUUCAAAUGACAUUAUUUUCAACAUAGUGUUAUACCAAAUUACUUGAAAAGGGGCCUUUUAGGAUAAUCAAUGACUGCGUUUACUUUGUUUUGAUGUGUGAUUAGCCUGAUAUUUGUUAUUCUCCAUGAAGUUACUUAUCAAAAUCAAAUUCUUUAAACAUUCCAAUUUGUUGUUAAGAAUAUAAAAAUUUAAAAACCUUGUUGAUAUUAGUAGCUUUAUACAUUCCUUAUGCAGCUAAUAGGGCUAUGCACCCUUUGAGUUGAAUUGUGAAAAUCAUGUUAACUGAUACUUAUUCAUCAUACCUUACUUUACCCCCAAAAAUGGUUCAAAAGUAUCUUAGUUGGUAAAUUUUUGCCACUAACGUUGAUAUCAAUUUGUCAAACAUUAAUUAAAUUGUGCCAAACCCUUUGUCUUCCAGUUUUAUUAAAUCAUCAGAUGGGACCAAACCAUUGUUCUGGCAGGUUGUAUUUUUUCCAAACCUCUGUAAAAUAAAUGAACAUUUGAUGUGUUAUUAUUAUUAUCAAUGUAUAAUAAUGUUUGGGUUGAUUUUAAGUGCAAUUAUGAUUGCAAGAAUUUGUGAUGUAAGGUAUAUUUGUAGUACCAAAGAAAAUUCUUAUUUGGGCAAUACCAUAAAAUAUGUACGUCUGACCCCCCUAUAUGUGGGACCUUCAUGAAAUUUUCUGUCUCUGAUUUCUUGUUCUUUUGACAGUCUGCAAUAUUCUCAAAGGACCAUGAAGUUCAUGAAGUGAAGUAAAACUUGAGAAAAGUGGGGGUGGGAUGUACAAAAAGUAUGAUAAUUUUUGUGGAAUUGCCCAUUUGUAAAAUGCUGACACAGUAUGUUCCACUUCAUUGUCAUUUAUUGUCUUACCUGUUCAAUAUUAGGUAUUAACAACUUAGUUUGAUUUAUAUUUUUACAGUCUUUCUGAUAUAUCAUAUUGUCUUUCAUUUGCAAUUUUGUGUAUAAUACAAGUAGAUGUAUAUAUAGAAAUUAUUUGAAUUUGGUGUGUACAUAGUAGAAUUUUUAAAUUGUUUUCUGAAUAACUAUUACCUCAUCUCAGAUUCCAAAUCUAUGAUACUUGUACACUAGAUGUGUGAAUAUUACUACUUUACUAUUGAUUUAUUCUAAUAAAAACUGAGUGUAUGUAGAUAGUAGCCUUUAAUAGUGAUAUGGCUGAAUGUAUGCUAUUAUGAAACCCAUUUACAGUUCAAUCUAGCCUUCAAAGGUUCACUUUAAUACUGUAAAAGCACAGACCAAUACCGGUUCAGUGAAUCAAAUAUUGUGUUCUGGGUUUGAGAGUGAUAAAGUUAGUUGGGAAUGCUAGUUGGUAAAUCAAAGUAUAUAUAUUUCAUUUGCUAUGUAAACAUGAGCAUCAUAGUGUUGUCAAUUAUACAUGUACCUCUGAAAUUUCAUCUUUAUAGCAGCCUGAAAUAUUGUUUUUAUAGAUGCUUAAUUUAGAGGGUUUUUUAGUUGUGUGUUCAAAGAGUACCAUAACUAGUGUGUAUUUUCAAUAGGACCUUCUGUGGGUGAAGGUGUAUUUUCUGGUUAUCAAUUUGUAACAUACAGGGUAAGUCUUCUCAAGUUAGGUCUCUGGAUUAUAAAAAAUUAUCAAAUUUUUAUGAAUGAAUUCUCAACUGUACUAAUAUUUCAAAAAAUGAUCAUGCUUUGUAUUGGAAUCCAGUCAUCAGAGAUUAUCAUUUUACCCAUGCAUGAUGACAUGUAUGUCAAGUAGAAGGUGAUUUAUCAUACAUAGGUGGUUUCCAACACAUCAUGGCCCUGUAACAUAAAGCUUAGUGAUUAAUCACGAGGCUGUUUUCUACAAUUGAUUGCAUUAAUUGUUGUGCAUGAUCAAUCAUAAAAACUAGCCCCAUGAUGAACGAUAAGCUUUAUGUUGCCAGGCCCAUCAUGGGAGUCCAAGACUAGACUAUACAAACAGAUUGAUCAACUUAUAUGAAGCAACAUCCUUGCUGGUAAUCAUCUAAUCAAUGGCUCUGAUCUUGGCCAUUUUAUGAAAGCCCUCUAUCAAUGACAGUUCAAUCUACUGUUAUAAUUUUUGUUUGAAUGGCCAAGAGCAAAAUCAUUACAUUUUCUUGCAUUUUUAUUGAUCAUUGACAAUUGCCCUGAAUAAGUUUUAGAAGACUGUGGGUGGCAUUUUGGUGAAUUGUAGAUAUGGGUUUUUUAUGACUUGCAUAUUUUUUUUUAUGGAUUUUUAUCAAAUUUUAUUAUGAUGUCAAUAAUGUGUAUAGCAUUUCUUUUAUAUUUAUAAAAAAGUCACCAAAGUAAUCUAAUUCUAUAAUACCAACAGUUUGGAGAUCAACUCCUAGCAUUUGAAACUUUGCAUAUAACAUUUUAAUUUUGUAGCAUCUUAUUAAUAUGAAGUUUGCAAUCAUGGUCAAUACAUUAGUAUUCUUCUUAUGAGAUUUUUGUCUAUGUCUUUUAUAACAAUAUUUUCAUGUUUGUGUUAAUAUUCAAAUAAUAUAUGCUGUGAACUCUUCUACGUCAUUUCAGUAAUACAAAUAGUUUGUACUUACCAAUGAAAUUAUUUAAUGGUAAAA
Messenger RNA from Lytechinus variegatus (green sea urchin), 9620 nucleotides. Its product is annotated as NACHT domain- and WD repeat-containing protein 1-like. Gene Ontology annotation, molecular function: protein binding. Lineage: Eukaryota; Metazoa; Echinodermata; Echinoidea; Temnopleuroida; Toxopneustidae. The record is from RefSeq and is a predicted model, not a curated record. The coding region runs from base 267 to 4973 and encodes 1568 amino acids. The transcript is spliced from 20 exons.